CACUGUUUUUUUGUCAUUAAUAGAGUGGGAAUUUAUGUUAGCGUAUAUAAAAGCUUCCACGUAAGAAUUCAUCCACCACCACUAAACCCAGUGGAGAUUGGAGAGCCUCAACGUCUAAGACCGCCGUCGUGCUGUGGCGUUUUCCGGCGUUCCUAAUGGCGGGGCAGUCACGGAAGUGGAUGAUUCUAGUGGCGACGAUUUGGAUUCAGGCGUUCACGGGGACGAAUUUCGACUUCUCGGCAUACUCAUCGGAGAUGAAGGCGGUCCUCGGUGUGUCUCAGGUGCAGCUUAACUACCUCGCCACAGCGUCGGACCUCGGCAAGGCGGUGGGAGGGUCGUCGGGGCUGGCGCUCAUGUGGCUGCCGCUGUGGGCGGUGAUGUUCACGGCAGCGGUCAUGGGAUUGGUUGGGUACGGCGUGCAGUGGCUCGUGAUUAGCAACGUGAUUGCCUUGCCGUAUUUCGUGGUAUUUUUACUCUGCUUGUUAGCUGGAUGCAGCAUCUGCUGGUUCAAUACAGUUUGCUUUGUUCUCUGCAUAAAGAAUUUCCCAUCUAAUAGGCCACUUGCUCUUUCUCUCACAGUGAGCUUCAAUGGUGUAAGUGCAGCCUUAUACAACCUUGCUGCGAAUUCACUUAACCUUUCAACGUCCGCCGUCUAUCUUCUCCUCAAUGCUUUAGUUCCACUCUUCACAUCAAUCGCAGCACUAGUGCCCAUCGUUCGUCAACCUCCCGUGGAUGGUCCCGACCCUGAUGUCGUUAAGCGCGACCAAUUUACAUUCCUUAAGUUAAACUUGUUGGCUGUUAUCACAGGCCUAUAUCUUCUUUUCCUCCAUCCAUCAAAUGCAUUAAUGGCUUUUUUUCUUCAAUCUUCUAACAUUGAAGGGUCUCCUCAUGGUGCUGAUAAACGUUGUUCUUGUGCAACUGUGAUUGAAAAGGACCGGCUAGUGAUGCUUGGGCAAGAGCAUACAGCAAAAAUGCUCGGCCACAGUUUGGACUUUUGGCUGUACUAUCUUGCAUAUUUCUCUGGAGGCACUAUUGGUCUUGUGUACAGUAAUAAUAUAGGGCAGAUAGCUCAAUCACUUGGACAUAGUUUAAUGAACUCAAAGCUCAUCACUGUAUAUUCUGCCUUCUCCUUCUUCGGUCGCCUGCUUUCCGCUGCUCCAGACUUCAUUCGAGCAAAAGUCUAUUUUGCCAGGACAGGAUGGCUUACGAUUGCUCUCCUGCCUACACCAAUCGCCUUCUUUGUUCUUGUGGCAUUCGGAGGUAACCCAUUAGCAAUCCAAGCUGGAACUGCACUCAUUGGACUCAGCUCCGGGUUCAUAUUUGCUGCUGCCGUUUCAAUAACAUCUGAGCUCUUCGGACCUGAGAGUGCUGGUGUAAACCAUAACAUUCUCAUCACAAACAUCCCCAUUGGAUCCCUCAUUUACGGAUUCCUAGCUGCAUUGGUUUAUGAUUCCAACGCGGUUUCAGGUGUAGGCCUUCUGGCUAAUUCAGUGGUGUGCAUGGGAAGGAAAUGCUAUUUCUGGACAUUUGUGUGGUGGGGAUGCAUUUCUCUUCUGGGGCUAGCAUCUAGUGUGCUGUUGUUCAUAAGAACUAGGCCUGCUUAUCACAGAUUCGAACAAAGUCGAACAUCGACAAUGUUGUAUUAGUGAAUAGUGAAUAUCAUUACAGAUAGAUCAAAAGUGAUCAUAUAAAGUUUGCCUCUACUUAACACUCUUAA
Sesamum indicum (sesame) is the source of this 1717-nucleotide messenger RNA. Its product is annotated as protein NUCLEAR FUSION DEFECTIVE 4-like. The record is from RefSeq and is a predicted model, not a curated record. Gene Ontology annotation, cellular component: membrane. NCBI's taxonomy places the organism in Eukaryota, Viridiplantae, Streptophyta, Magnoliopsida, Lamiales, Pedaliaceae.